UAUGUACAUAUAUUCACAGAUUUUCAUAAAACACUUAAAUUCAAGGGUUUUAUUAGAUUCCAAUUACGGAAGUUUAUUUUGAGGUUAUUCAGUCAUUAGUAACUUAUUAAUAUAAGCAAACAGGUCUUAUCUCCACAUCAUAGUAACUACACGUUACUAUGAUGUGGAGUUAAGGUUAAGAAGUAGUGUUAAGUCAAACCGCGAAGUUGCUACACGCAAUAUGGAGUCCCUACAAACAACUCGCGCACUUUCGUUCAUGCCAAAUACUUUAAGUUUUGUACGUGAACAAGUCAAUAUAAAUUCACCAGUACGUAUCAAUGAAGCCAUCGAUUUAUUAAUUCAAUGGAUUCAAAAACAAAACCAUUUUAUAAAGAAGGAUUUCUCCCGAGAAUACCUAGAGAGGUGUGUUAUCAUAAGCAAAGGUUCGGUGGAAAGAGCAAAGAGAAAAAUGGAGAAAUCUUACACUUUCCGCACGCUUAUACCAGAAUUGUUACAAUUUUCAAAUCCCAGGGAUAUGAUGAAGGAGUAUGAAGGCUCGAUUACAAAUUUUGUUCUUCCCCAACUGACGGAUAGACACGAACGCGUAUACGUCAUGAAAAAUUGUGGCCAAAAAUUUACAAGUUUUACUAAUUACUACAAAUUUUUACUUAUGAUGUGUGAGUAUUUUCAAGCUAAAGAUUACAACAACGGUGUGAUUGGGGUGUUUGACUAUAUCGACACAAAUGUAUUAGAAGUAGUGAAAACUAUAAACAUAAUGGAAAUCCGACAGCUGAUUACAAUUGUCACGGAAGGUUUCAGCCUUCGACUCAAAGGAGUACAUUUCAUGACAACAUCGAAGGCUAUAGACACAUUAGUUUCUAUACUCAAACAAGCCUUGAGCGAAAAACUGGCAAAGAGAAUUCAUGUACACAGGGAUCACACAUCUUUGAAAGAACAUUUUUCAUUGGAAAUUUUGCCAAUCGAGUACGGUGGCAAGGAAAAAUCUAUGUAUAAAUUACAGGAUGAUUUAAUAGAUGAAUUUGAAUCGCCAGACUUCAUGGCUCACUUGAAAGAGAUGCAAACAGCCAAAACUGAUGAGUCCAAACGACAAACAGAUAAAUACAACGAGGCUAUAAUUGGAAUGCCCGGAUCCUUUAGGACUCUAAGUGUCGAUUAAUUUAAUAUAGACCCUCUCAUUAUGGUUAAUUAUAAUUAUAGUGGUUAAGAAUAAUUAUAAAAGGCUAAGGCCUCGACAUGCAAGCAAUUUUUUUAUCUUUAUAGGAUUUUAAUAGUUUUAUAUUUUCGUUUGUAAUUUAGUUUGGUACCCUUAGAUAUUUCAAUCAGUUGUACAAAGUAUGAGAGAUAAUGUUACUGCUGCUGUGUUGAAUUUUUAAAUGAGUAUAGGCACAGUUGACGCCAAUUAACAUAAGAGAAGACUCAAGCGCCUUAAGCUUUUUCAUCUCUUAAUAACAUCAACGUGGUUGUUGCCUCAUUAAAACAAGAAAAAUAAAUUGACAUAAAUAUGUACUUGUAUAAUUUACGACUUUUAUAUUCCUCUAAGAUU
Messenger RNA from Pieris rapae (cabbage white), 1543 nucleotides. Its product is annotated as alpha-tocopherol transfer protein-like. Gene Ontology annotation, molecular function: phosphatidylinositol bisphosphate binding. The record is from RefSeq and is a predicted model, not a curated record. Gene Ontology annotation, cellular component: membrane. The transcript has 6 exons. Bases 221 to 1156 code for a protein of 311 amino acids. NCBI's taxonomy places the organism in Eukaryota, Metazoa, Arthropoda, Insecta, Lepidoptera, Pieridae.